UUACAUUUACUUUUUCAAAUUUUUCUUCGAAUAUUGGCAGUGAAAUCUUCGAUCUUUGUGGGAGAUUCCAACGAAGGCAUAAUUUUUGUCCUAUUGUUGUUAAGUGCAGCAAUUUCUCGACAGAGAGCGUCGAGCAACGUGAAGGUGGUCCUGCUGGUCCCCUUUGGCAUCGCAAAUUGCAGAAAAAAUGGAAAUCAAUGACAAUUUUGCUAUCUGUUUUGGUUAUUGUGGCAAAUUCUUUAGAAAAGAUGAUCGUAUGGAAUAUAUACGAGGUGAUUUCAAGAAUAAAUUGGGGUUAGAUAAAGAUAGAUUUGGCUUUCUAGAUCUUAGUGCUGAAGUUGAGAGCUUAGGGCUUGUAUCAUGGUCUAAGUUAUGGUACAGAAUCCCUAAAACUGAUAUAUAUAAAGUGAUUACAGAUGACAAAGAAAUAAUGGAGAUGUUGACAUUAAUUGAUAAGAAAAAUCGAGUCAUCAAUGUGUUUGUUGAGGGUAGUGUCACUUUGGAUGAUACAACUGAUGAUGUAAUGGUUGAUGAUGUAAUGGUUGAUAGAGAAGAUGGUGAUGUACUGGGUAAAGAUAAUGAGACCGAUAGUGAUGAUACAGAGCAUGCCCCUAGUGAAUCUGAGUUGGAUGAUGUGAGUCUAGAUGAACUUGAUUAUAUUUCUGAUGAGACUUACACAAAUGCUAGGAGAAAUAUGAACAAAGUUAACUCUGUUUUUGAUGUUAUUUCCAUGGAUGAUGGUUUUGAAGAUAUAGACUUAGGACAUGAAACUGUUUCCGAAUGUGAAAUAUCAGAUGAUGAUGUGCCAUCUAAGAGUGAAGGUGAAAAUGAAGGAAGGGCCUGCAUGAAAAACUGCAUAGUUUAUGAUCCUAAAUGCAACCAUGAAAAUCUGAAUAUUGUCCUUGGAAUGCAAUUUAAAGAUGGACUUCAGUGCAGAGAAGCUUUAAGGACAUGGGGUAUUGAAAAUGGAAAAUUUGUUCAAUUUAGGUGUGUCAGCAAGACUAAAUUGGUGGCUGUGUGUAAGCCACCUUGUCCUUGGAAGGUGUAUGGUAGUAUGGUCAAGUCUAGUGAAACAUUUAUGAUAAGAUCAUAUUGGGGUUACCAUAAUUGUCCUAGGGCAAUGACUAACAAGCUUAUAAGCUCUAAAUGGAUAGGCCAAAAGAUAUUUGAAUGUAUUCAGAGUAAGAUAUAAUUUAAGUGCCAAGGACUUGAAAGAAGAUAUUCUUCAGAGAUUCAAAAGCUAUGUACCCAAGGAUAGAAUAUACAAAGCAAGAAAACUUGCACAGGAAUUGGUGAGAGGUUCAGUGGAUGCUCAUUAUGCCUCAAUCAGGAGUUAUAUUGCUGAGUUGAGGAGGGUUGACAGGGAGGGUAGGUAUGAACUAUUAUUGGGUGAUAGGGCAGUGUUUAAGGGCUUUUAUAUGGGGUUGAGUGCACUGAGGAAAGGGUUCAAAGCUAGUUGUAGGCCUUUAAUUGGCCUUGAUGGAUGUUUCCUGAAAACAUAUUUGGGGGGAAUAUUAUUGUGCGCCAUUGGGAAAGAUGGCAACAAUGGGAUGUUUCCAAUUUCUUGGGCUAUAGUAGAGAUAGAAAACGAAGAUUGUUGGACAUGGUUUUUGAAAUGUCUUCUGGAAGAUCUACAGAUUGUAGAUGGAAAUGGCUGGACUUUCAUCUCUGACCAACAAAAGGGUCUCCAAAAUGCUGUUGCGAACUUGGCUCCACGAGCAGAGCACAGAAAUUGUGCUCGACAUGUGUAUAUGAGUUGGAAGAAACAACACAAAUGUAUCACACUGAAGAACAUGUUUUGGAGGGCAGUUAAGUGCACAUAUAUUGAGGAUUUCAAAAUGGCAAUUCAAGCCAUGAAGGUAGAAAAUGCAGCUGCAUGUGAAGAUUUCAUAGCUAGAGAUGUCAAUAAGUUUUGUAAGGCUUUCCUUUCAACUUUUGCAUGUAGUGAUAUGGUAGACAAUAAUAUAAAUGAAACAUUUAAUGGUUACAUAUUGAAUGCAAGAGGAAAACAUGUGAUUCACAUGUGUGAAGAAAUUAGGACAAGUCUAAUGGUUAGGCAAGUGCAAAAAUUCAAGCAGAUGUCUUCUGUGACAGAGAGAUUAUGUCCUAAUAUUAGGCUUAUUCUAGAGAGAUUGAAAAUUGAGAGUGUUAGUUGCAUUGCACAUCCUGCUUUGGGGAAUAAGUUUGAAGUGCACGAUGAGGCGAAUAAAUUUGUGGUGAACAUAGAGCGAAGAACUUGUUCAUGUAGGGUGUGGGAUCUGGUAGGUAUCCCUUGUAAGCAUGCCAUAUCUGCCCUUACUUUCUUACAACAAGAUGCCUCUGAUUAUGUGAAUGAUUACUAUUCUAUGAGCAAGUAUCUGGCAGGUUAUGAGUUUGGAAUUGAGCCCAUUAGGGGCAACAAAAUGUGGCCCGAGGUGGAUGGUGUGGUUGUGAAACAAUUUAGUUAGAAAAAUGCCCGGAAGACCAAAGAAAAAGAGGAUUAGUGCCCCAAAAGAAAAAGAACAUGGAAGACCUUUAGCAGGCAUGGAAGUGUAAUGACGUGCAGUAAGUGUCAUCAAAAAGGACACAAUGCUAGAGGUUGUAAGAAUGAGCAAGUAGAUAAGCAAAAUACGGAAAAGGUAUGCAUCAUGUCUCAUAUUAAUUCUCUUUUAUCAUUUGACUAAUGUUUUUAUCUUCUUAUUUUGUAGAGAAAGAGGGGAAGACCUGCUAAAGCUACUGUUGGAGUUUCCACCAUAGAUGGGUCAGGGAAUAGAGGGAGAGUGAAUCAAGUGAGUCAUUGAACUAGUAUUUGAAUUGACUACUUCUAUAAAGUGUACUAAAUAAUUAUGUUGUUUGUUUAACAGGAAACUUCAACCAAUAGAUUUACUUUUGGUAGGCUUGGGGCAUCAUUUACAAGAGGUCGUGGGAGGGGAUCAUUUAUAAGGCCUCAUGUUGUUUCCUCGUCUUCAACAAGUCGUGUUGGGGCUUCAUGCUCGAGGGCUGAAGAUAUUGUUGGUGCAUCAUCUUCACAAGGCCAAGAGAGUGUUGUAAUGAAUCAAGUCUUUACAACACAAGAAAGCACAAAUGAUGAUUCAUAAUAUUUGUUAGCUUGACUAUUCUGUGAUUUUUUGUUUUUCAUGGGCAGUAAAACUCUUUUUGGCAUCUUAAAAGUAUGAAAUAUUUAUUUUGUGUAGAGCCUUACCCUUUUUCGGUACAAUCUUGAGUUGGAUGUGAACAAGAAUUGAUAUAUUUAUAUGCACAUUAUUGCAUCUUUUGAAGUUUAUGAAAUUUGCACAUUAUUAGGAGAUUCCAUAUUAUAUGUUUUGGAAUGAAUUAAUUUGUGAAAAAAUAAUAUUAGCUAUUUAUUUUGUGAAAAAAUAUUUAAAUUAAUGAUAAUUGACUAAAUAGAAAAUUUAAUAAAAUUUGUAUGCAAAAUCAGAAACUGAUGAAAGUUCAGUAUUUUAUGGGCAACUAAUUACCACGUAAGAAUACAUAUGCCAUGUCAGAUAUCCGCACGCCAUGUCAGCCCGGAAUUUGGCCGGAAUUUGGAUUAGUAGCAAAAUCAGAUAAAAUUAAAAGUUCAGUAAUUAUCACGCCACAGUUUAAAGUUUGUAUGCAAAACCAGAAUUAGA
Messenger RNA from Salvia miltiorrhiza (redroot sage), 3611 nucleotides. RefSeq lists its product as uncharacterized. Lineage: Eukaryota; Viridiplantae; Streptophyta; Magnoliopsida; Lamiales; Lamiaceae. Gene Ontology annotation, molecular function: zinc ion binding. Bases 1419 to 2447 code for a protein of 342 amino acids. The record is from RefSeq and is a predicted model, not a curated record. The transcript has 3 exons.